AUCUGCCUGUGUCUUUCCAUUUCUCUAACUUCACAUUACCAGAAAUGCACAGUUCAUGUGGGAUGACAUUUAUUCAAGGUGAUUGGGAGAUUUUAACUUAGAUCUCCAGCAAGUGCUACAUGGAAGAAAAGAUCCUGAAGAAUCAAUCAAGUUUUCCGUGAAGUCAAGUCCAAGUAACAUCCCUGCCUUAACCACAAGGAAGAGAAAUGAAGCACAUUAUCAACUCAUAUGAAAAUAUCAACAACACAGCAAGAAAUAAUUCCGACUGUCCUCGUGUGGUUUUGCCGGAGGAGAUAUUUUUCACAAUUUCCAUUGUUGGAGUUUUGGAGAAUCUGAUCGUCCUGCUGGCUGUGUUCAAGAAUAAGAAUCUCCAGGCACCCAUGUACUUUUUCAUCUGUAGCUUGGCCAUAUCUGAUAUGCUGGGCAGCCUAUAUAAGAUCUUGGAAAAUAUCCUGAUCAUAUUGAGAAACAUGGGCUAUCUCAAGCCACGUGGCAGUUUCGAAACCACAGCCGAUGACAUCAUCGACUCCCUAUUUGUGCUCUCCCUGCUUGGCUCCAUCUUCAGCCUGUCUGUGAUUGCUGCCGACCGCUACAUCACCAUCUUCCAUGCACUGCGGUACCACAGCAUCGUGACCAUGCGCCGCACUGUGGUGGUGCUUACGGUCAUCUGGACGUUCUGCACGGGGACUGGCAUCACCAUGGUGAUCUUCUCCCAUCAUGUGCCCACAGUGAUCACCUUCACGUCACUGUUCCCGCUGAUGCUGGUCUUCAUCCUGUGCCUCUAUGUGCACAUGUUCCUGCUGGCUCGAUCCCACACCAGGAAGAUCUCCACCCUCCCCAGAGCCAACAUGAAAGGGGCCAUCACACUGACCAUCCUGCUCGGGGUCUUCAUCUUCUGCUGGGCCCCCUUUGUCCUUCAUGUCCUCUUAAUGACAUUCUGCCCAAGUAACCCCUACUGUGCCUGCUACAUGUCUCUCUUCCAGGUGAACGGCAUGUUGAUCAUGUGCAAUGCCGUCAUUGACCCCUUCAUAUAUGCCUUCCGGAGCCCAGAGCUCAGGGACGCAUUCAAAAAGAUGAUCUUCUGCAGCAGGUACUGGUAGAAUGACUGAUCCCUGGUUUUAGAAUCCGUGGGAAUAACAUUGCCAAGUGCCAGAAUAAUGUAACAUUCCAACAAAUGCCAGUGCUCCUCACUGGCCUUCCUUCCCUAAUGGAUGCAAGGAUGAUCCCACCGGCUAGUGUUUCUAAUAGCUAGGUUCUAUGUGAACAGUCUUAUUGUAGGGGCAACUUCUUAACUUUGUGACUGGACAGAUAAAACGAUGUAGUAAAAGAAGGAUAGAAUACAAAGUAUUAGGUUGGUACAAAAGUAAUUAAGGUUUUUGCCAUUACUUUCAAUGACCAAAAAUUGCAAUUACUUUUCCACCAAUCUAAUAAAAACAGCAAUAAAAACUCAAGGGCUUUGGGCUAAGGAAAAGGCUUGCUUUCCUGUGGACAUCUAACAAGCCAGUUCUGAGGUGGCCUUUCCAGGUGGAGGCCAUUGAAGCCGAUUUCCAGAAGUUAAGUACCUGGGCAUGCGACUCCAGGCAGAAGAUGUAGGGUCUUUGUAAGCCAAUAAUAAAUUGGAAGGAAUGCAUUGCUGCAGCUGAAUUUGUCUGUCUCCCACAGCCAUGUGGAAUCUCCGCCCUCCUCUUUCUCCCUGUUAGUCUGAUGUAUUGAUGCCACCUCAGUUUCAGAAAGCAGGCUGAGUAUAAACUAUAAAUGUCAAAUAAUGAGCUUCGAGUUUCCAAUAAUAAAUGGACCUUCUCUGUUAGUCUUCUUUGCUCACUCAGUAUCCCACUGGCCUUAAAACCCUUUCCUGUUACAUUUCCUCAUGCUUUAUGAGCAUACAUUUCAAAGGAAGAAAUGAAAAUUUAAUCCAUUUAGUUCCCAUGUGGGAAUACAUAAAGGCCAGAUGAAAACUGUCACUAUUUGAAAAAGCUGUAACCAAACUAUGUGUGUUUGCCAAAAUGUAGAAGUACAAGAAAAGAGCCCCAAUAUGUAUUUUAAGAAAUAGAGAGAAAGAGAGACAGAGAGAGAGUGUGUGUGUGUGCGUGUGUGUGUGUGUGUGUGCAUGUGUGUGCGCGUGUGUGUGUGUGUGUGCGUGUGUGUGUGUGUGUGUGUGUGUGUGUAUUUUCCCCAUGCUUUUGGACUAUGGGGAAAACCAAAACCAAAACAAGACUUCAAGCAACGGUGCUGUUAUUAGAGCCCCAAGUCAAAGACCUGAGGGAGGCAAACACCACCUCAUUCUGCAGAUGAAUGUGAAAGCAGAGCCAGUCACUGGGAAAUGUCAUCCUCCCAUCAGCCAAGAUGCCAGCAAUGGAAGAGUGGCAACCCCAGUAGGAAUAAAAGAAACAUAAUUUGCAAGUUCAUUCAUUUUUAAUAGCUAAAAAUCAGCUUAAAGGAGAAGCACAUCCUGAUUGUAAGUCCCCACUAAGUUGGAGGGUGACUUGAAUGGGGUGAAAGGUGAAAGGGACAGAGGAGAGCAGUGGGGCUUCAGGGGCCACCACGCUUGGGAUCUGCAGGAUGGAUGGUAUCUUCCAGAACAGGCAAUGCUUUGCCCUCAGGAGAGUUUCCCAGAGCUGCUGAGGGGAGAAGAGAGCCACACACAGGACAGACCAUUUGGUGAUGGGUUUGAUAUUAGAAGUGGCAGGGACAGGAACUUCAGAAGCAAAGGAGGCAGCUGGAGUCAAGUGAGGACAGUGGCAGGCGUGCUUUCACAUGGCCUGUCCCACAGAUGGAGGUGAAAGGUGCACCUUCUUGUCCUCUGUUCUGUAGAAAUCCUUCCCUGUUUGAUCCUUCCCCUGCCAAAUGAACUAUGCUACUCUAAUACUAACCUGUAUUAAUUAAUAUACGAGAUAUAUAUGUUAAUUUUCCAUGAAAUCUAAAGCACAACCCUAGAACUAAUUUUUAAAAGUGUUAUUUCUGCCAUUGAAAAAGUAAUGUAUAACAUAUUUUAUGUGAUUAAAGUGCGUAUUCUCAAUAAGAGGUAACCUUUUUUUGAUGCUGCAAUGCUCUGUGAUACCACAGAGGUAAGCAAUGCCACUUAACCUCUAUCAUAAAUAGUCCCAAACUGCUCUUCCUAUAAAAUUCUGCCUUUGUCAACAGCUUUGCUGUCUCCUACUCACUCUCAAGCUCUCUGCUGUGCAUGUGACUGUUGUCAGAAGGAAAAUCACCAAGAAACUUCACCUCUCACUGCCUUUGAUUUGUUGCAUUUAAUCUAAGAAACAAAAUGAAGAUGGCUAGUCUAAUGAUGGAUGAAAGAAAAAUGAAGUCUGAGUGCUAAUUCAGAGAACUUGCAAUUCUAGACAUUUUCAAUUCUAGGUCUUCUGCUAUAUUCCAAUCAGAACAGAAGCUUCAGGGCUCAUAGUUAUUGAGAAAACUCAGGUUUUUCUACCUCUAACUUCAUAUAGAAUUCCAAAUGAAAGCACCACCAAACUACACAUAUUUGUGUGAGGAAGAUCAACAAGGUUCAGACUUUUCCCAUGAGGACUUAAUUCUUUUAUCAAAUUACCCAGUUUUUAAACUGCUGUGUGGAUACUGUGAGUGUUCAGCUUUAUCGAUGACCUAGCCUUGGACCAGAUAGCUGAAAAUGUUCAGGAUGUGUACUCAAGCUGAUAGUAAUUCUGAGCCCUGUCUAAUAAAAAAGGAAGGAUGU
Gorilla gorilla gorilla (western lowland gorilla) is the source of this 3691-nucleotide messenger RNA. RefSeq names its product melanocortin 2 receptor (gene MC2R). The record is from RefSeq and is a predicted model, not a curated record. The transcript is spliced from 2 exons. Gene Ontology annotation, molecular function: corticotropin receptor activity. Bases 207 to 1100 code for a protein of 297 amino acids. Lineage: Eukaryota; Metazoa; Chordata; Mammalia; Primates; Hominidae. Gene Ontology annotation, cellular component: membrane. Gene Ontology annotation, biological process: G protein-coupled receptor signaling pathway.